Arabis nemorensis is the source of this 528-nucleotide messenger RNA. The record is from the annotation of a GenBank genome assembly. Lineage: Eukaryota; Viridiplantae; Streptophyta; Magnoliopsida; Brassicales; Brassicaceae.
AUGGAUUUAGAGCAGAAGAAGCAGCCGUGUUGGAAACUUGAACUCGAGCCUUUAGAUAAGCCUGAUUCUUCAUGGCUUUUCUAUGCUCUGCAGCUCUUGAGGAGGGUGUUUGACCUGAUUCGUGAGGACGAUCUCGAGAUUAUUACAGAUAGACCAAGAACAGCGAUGAUGUCUCCACGGCUCCUUGCAGAAGGGACACAGACAACAGUUUGUCUAAACUUUGCUCAUCUCUGCAGAACGAUGCAUAGGAAGCCAGGUCAUGUCAUGAACUUCUUACUCGGCCAAAUGGAGACAAAGGGAUCGCUGGACAAACAGCAGCGGCUAGAGAUGCAGGGCUUAGUGUCUUCUAAGGAUUUCCAAGCUGUGUUCCGGAGAUACAUUGUGGGAGAGUCUUGUCUGACAUGUAUUCGUUGGGUCUUAGACGCGUUCGUAAUCUGCAGCUGCUGCAAAAGUCCUGGCACAGCUCUUGGAGAAGACAAUGGUCUUUUCACUCUCAGGUGUGAGAUGGAGAAAGAUGAGGAGAUAUAA